Messenger RNA from Erpetoichthys calabaricus (reedfish), 3894 nucleotides. RefSeq names its product SUMO specific peptidase 5 (gene senp5). Gene Ontology annotation, biological process: protein desumoylation. Gene Ontology annotation, cellular component: nucleus. Lineage: Eukaryota; Metazoa; Chordata; Cladistia; Polypteriformes; Polypteridae. Gene Ontology annotation, molecular function: deSUMOylase activity. The record is from RefSeq and is a predicted model, not a curated record. Bases 172 to 2304 code for a protein of 710 amino acids. The transcript has 10 exons.
UGCGACUAGAAGUCAUUUUCCGGAUGGGCCAGCAGGAGGAGCGUCAGAAGUGUUUGGCGAUUCUGAUUGUUUCCCUUAAAUUGCUUUUGAAAAGCAGAGACUGUUAUGUAUUAGUGUGUUAACGCUUUCAUUGUGAAUAAUGGCUGGAAACUGUUUUUUGCCCGGAUCAUAAUGCAUCGAAAAAAUGGGCAGAAGUGUGAGACGUCAUUUAAGGAAACACUUAUGAAAUGUGUCUUACGUUCCAGGAAAUGGAUGAAACCAAACAGGUUUUGGAGCUUCUGGCAGUACUCGCUUUUACAGAAAUGUCUUUUUUGUAAGGUCAGGAAACAGAGAGAAAAGUUGCCUGUGGCAGGAAGUAAGUGUGAAGGCACUGAAGGAAAACCUCAUAAACAGAAUGCAGUAACCAGCUGCAAUUCUACCUCCCAGAAAUCGAAAAAGAAGAUUUCAUCCACCGUUAUUUCUGAAAAAUUAAAGAAUGGCUGUCUCAUCCCAGAGCAGAGCUUGAUAAGAUCAAGAGGAGGACAACUCCACCAACUAGGUGGAGCAAGGAGGCAAGCUUUAGAUAAAGCUGUUUCUGGUGAAAACUGUUUCAUUGUUGUAAAUUGUGGCAAAGACAACCAUAGCACAAAAAAGCAAACGUCAGAACUGAAGUCUGUUACUAAAGCCAAUAAAAAAGAGAAGUAUGUAACAUUGACACGUAGGUCAAGGUUCCUUAAAGUACAUCCAACUAGAAAGUCAAAGAACAGUUUCUUUUUCAAGUUGAUGCAGUGCAGGAGACUCAGUCACCUAAAUCUUUGGACUCGAAGCAGAGCUGGAAAGGUGCCCAGUCAGAGGCAGAAAAAUACAGACCAACCAAAACCCUCCUGCUGGGCUUUUGGUGGACAACAAAAAAAGGCCUGCCAUGAGGAACUGGGAUCAAAACAUGUGAUAAAAAAAGAAAGUAGCAAUAAGCGACUGAAUAAUAGAACACAAAAGCAAAAACCAAAAAAUGCUAAAAGGAAUGGGGUAAAAGAAACAAAUGCAGAAAAAAAUAAUAUGCGUAGAUCAUCUUUUUCUAAGUCUACUUUGAGCAAGGCUGUCUCACAUGAUUCAAACUCUGACUGUAAACUGCUAGAACCGCAAUGCAAUAGCACAGCACCCAAGCGCAAAAAAAAAACUAACUGCCACACAGUGUCAAGAGAAAGAGAAGAAUGUAGCUGCAGUAUAUCGAGGAAAUCAGAAAAUACUUUGUGUCAAGAGCAAAAUCCUAAAGCCAAGGACGAUAAAAUGCGCAACGCUAACGAACAAGUAAAUCUGACCAUUAUAAAUGGGUCUUGCGAUGCAGAUACUGAUGGAAGUUGUGGUAUGGAUGUGGAUCUAUCUUUGCAAUGUUCUGAUCCUUUUCAAGAGCAAUUGCAGGAUCAUUUGUAUUGCAAAAUCUCUAGCCGGUUUGUUACUGAAACAAUAGAUACUGACGACUUGAGAAAAGGGGAGAAAAAGGUGUCAAGACAGCUUCAGUCCCAUGAAAUUGGGAAUGAAGAAAUGAAGGAAAUAAUCCAUGAUUAUUUGGAGGAGUUUUAUGGAAAGUAUGGAAGUUACAUUCCUCUUACUGAAAAUGAUGUAUUAGAAAAGUUAAAACAGGUUUUAAAUACGGAUGUUUCUGACAGAAAAUCUUUCAUUUUAACGGAAGUCAUGAAGUAUCAGGCUACACUUGCUGUUGUUCCAAUGGGUAAUUUUAAAGUGACCUACAACAAGCAUACCUUAACAUUAGAAGACUUGUCUACGUUAGAUGGACAGAACUGGCUUAAUGAUCAGGUUAUAAACAUGUAUGGUGAGUUGAUCAUGGAUGCUGUUCCUCAUAAGGUUCAUUUUUUUAAUAGUUUCUUUUAUAGGCAGCUGGCAACCAAAGGGUAUGAAGGAGUGAAGAGGUGGACCAAAAAGGUAGACUUAUUCAGCAAAAACCUUUUGUUGGUUCCUAUUCAUCUACAGAUUCAUUGGUCUUUAAUUACUGUUGAUAUACCAAACCAAAACAUUCAGCUCUAUGACUCUCAAGGAAUUCACAUAAAAUUUUUAUUGGAGAACAUUGGGAAAUAUAUAUUGACUGAAGCUAAGGAAAGGAACAAACCAGUUUUUCAAAAAGGAUGGAAAACUAUUCAGAGUAAGACGAUUCCCCAACAAAAGAAUGACAGUGACUGUGGAGUUUUUGUACUACAGUACUGCAAGUGCCUGGCCUUAGGACAGCCUUUUCAGUUCUCACAAGAAGACAUGCCCAAAGUGCGCAAGAGAAUAUACAAGGAGCUUUGUGAAUGCAGACUUUUUGACUGAAAAACUAGAGCCUUGAGUGUUUACUACUGUUCCGAUAUUCAUCUUUACUGGCCAAGAGUGGACAUUCUUUGAAUGCGCUUACUUAUCAGACGUUAUUCUCACAUAUUUCUGACCUACUCAAGACCUUUAUGGGAUUAAAACUGAGGUAUUCAGUGGCAUGAAAAUGGUUGCUUAUUUUUGUAAGCAGUUAUAACAAAUUCAGCAAAAGGGAAACAGUGUGUUUUAAUAACUGGAUGAAGUGCCUAUGUGGUGUGUUCAUUUUUGAUCUUGUUGAAUGCAUUGUUUGUUAAAAAACAAAUUUUGUGAGCCAUGGGCCAUACUCAGCCUUCUGAGGGUAAAUGCAGAGGUUGAUUAUGGCAAAUCAUUUCUGUUACCUCAAGUGAAGUGUUAAAGGUCGUUGGCGUUCAAUACAAGUUACUGUAUUGGUUGGCCUGUCCUCGUGCGGGUCUAGAUGUGCGCAUUUGAGACACACACAUGCACAAUGUGCAUUUAAACUGAUCUUAAGCCUACGCAGCCUUGCAGGCUGAUUAAAAGACCACCAAAUCAUUCUGAGACUGAUAAUUAUUUAAAGGUCAGAUUGAUUUUAAAGUCUUAGUUAAAUAACGGAACUUUGAUUCCUUAAAAGAAACACACAUAUUCUUUUGGAGAAUAUGUAUGUUUCAGAAGUAGUAUUUGUUGCAUUCUGAACCACUGGAUACAAAUGAAAGAAAACACAUUUGUUAGUUUUUCUUGUAGAAACAAAUUAGUUUGUGAGUUAGUGAUCUGUUUUCAAUAUGUAGAAAGUGCAGUUUUAUUCCAUUAUUCAAUCUUUUUUUUUAUUUUUUACAAAUUUACUGCAGUAUACAAAAACAAAAAAAAAGUUUUUUUUUCCAAACCAGACCCAUGCCCAAUCUAGUUUGUUGAACAGAUGUUUUUCCCUGUUGAGGCAUUUCCGAUAACAUAUGUUGGAUGUACUUCUGUACCUCACAUAAUGGUACCACCACCAACUGGAAGGUGUUUCAUUCCAAGAAGAAUAGAAAUGGAAUCAUGCAGCAUACUGUUAAGUUUAUAAACCAAUCAACAUCUGCACAUUUUAACUAAAGCCCUAAGCAGAAUUAAUUUCUUCUGCAUUUUCGGAUUAUGAUCAGCCUCAUUAUAAGAACAAGGAGGGCGUGGUGGUGCACAGGGUGAGCCUGGCAGAUGUUUGUUUCCCUAAUUGCAGCUUGCUGUUUAUCCAUUUAGCAUUAUGCAUGGAGUGCGGCCUGACCUUCAGAUAGAAACCCGCUUGUGUAGCUAAUGUAAAUGAAAGGAGAUGACCUACGGUAGUAGGAUUAGAGCUCUCGUUUACUCGCUGUGACCUCCUGCAUCCAACAAAUGCAGGGCAACUCAUUGCCGUGUCGAUACUGGCCUCAAUGAAAGGACUGUUUACAACAUGCUGAACUCUGUAAUUGUGUCCCAUCUAAGCAAGGUAUGGUAUGACUGUAAGAAUACUUGAAGUGUAAAAAGAUAAAGCUGAACUUUUCUUCUUAGCAAAUUAUAUUUUAAAAUGUUUUGCAAAUGUCCAUUCCAUGUAGCAAUUACAUCACUUUUCAUGAUUAAAAAUGUGUAAAA